AUGAUUGAUCCUAAAUGGACCCUGAAAAAGAUGGAUAUAAAAGAUAAGAUAAGGGCUACCCGCGAUACCCAUCAAGGGGACAACUAUAUAUAUAUACACAUAAUUUACCGUAAGUUCACAAGGGCAUCACGUCUGUGGAUAACAAUACUCGUUAAAACACUUCCUAUAGUUAUGGAGUAUAAAUACCUCGGAAAGACCGGACUGCGAGUGUCCAAUAUCUGCCUCGGGGCGAUGACUUUUGGCAGUCCACAGCUUGGGAAAUUGGACAAAGAAGGUUCGCAUAAAAUUCUGGACCGAUUCGCUGCCCUAGGAGGAAAUUUUAUUGAUACAGCUAAUGUGUAUACCAAAGGAGUAUCCGAAACUAUCAUCGGAGAAUGGCUGGCGAAACAGAAAAGAGAAGACUUUGUUAUAGCGACUAAAGUUAGGGGUCAAAUGGGAGAUGGUGUCAAUGACAUAGGUCUGUGUAGGAAACACAUCAUGGCCAGUUGUGAAGCGAGUCUUAAACGACUUCAGACAAACUACAUAGAUCUCUACCAGAUCCAUGGCUGGGACCUUGCCACGCCCCCCGAGGAAUGGUUGGGAGCUCUGCGGGACCUUGUCAGUGCUGGCAAGGUGCGCUAUAUUGGAGUGUGCAACCUGUGUGGGUGGCAGCUACAGAAAGUUGUGGAACUCUGCAAGAAUGGCGAAUACCCACCAAUUGUCAGCUUACAGCAACAGUAUAAUCUACUCUGUCGACAUCCUGAGUUUGAGGAACUUCAAGUCUGCAAGAUGGAGGGUCUUGGUGUUUUACCAUGGAGUCCUUUAAAGGGCGGCAUGUUGACAGGUAAAUACAAGCGUGGUCAAAAACCCCAGCCCACGGCGGGAAGAAUCGGAAUCGUCGCCCAGGACGAGUCCAAGGCCAUGCAGAUAGCACCUGCCUGGAGUCAGUACGAUAACAAUGCUGAGUACUGGAAACUCGUGGAGGGAAUGGGGAGGAUCGCUAAAGAAACAGGGAAGACGAUACCCCAGGUAGCCAUUCGAUGGUUGUUGCAGAAGGAUGUGGUUCCAUCAGUGAUCAUUGGUGCCAGCAGUCUACAACAGCUGGAGGACAACAUGGGUGCUUCUCAUGGCUGGCGUCUCUCAAAGGAUCAGAUGGAAGAACUUGACAAUCUUUCUCAGACAGACAUCCCUUACCCCUAUGAAGUGAUAUUGCGAAUAGGCGCUGACAGGGAUAAUCCGUUCUAUCCUCAACCUUUCGUAAAGAAUACCUACUGAAUUUUAAAACGCACUAAAACAUUUAGAUUUAUGGUUGCAACAAUGAAAAUAAAUUUUAAUGCUUAGAAAUCAA
Magallana angulata is the source of this 1327-nucleotide messenger RNA. Its product is annotated as 1-deoxyxylulose-5-phosphate synthase YajO-like. The coding region runs from base 1 to 1254 and encodes 417 amino acids. The record is from RefSeq and is a predicted model, not a curated record. Gene Ontology annotation, molecular function: oxidoreductase activity. The transcript has 9 exons. NCBI's taxonomy places the organism in Eukaryota, Metazoa, Mollusca, Bivalvia, Ostreida, Ostreidae.